CGAUAGCUCAUUGCGACCGCACAAACCUCUUCCACGUCGACCGCACCAAGUCCAAUAGCCGUGUACAGCUCCUACCGAGCUUCGCCUCCAAUAUAUUGGGCCCUUGAGUGCGCCGUUGGCCUCAUCCCAAACUUUUCCCCCACACAUCGAACUCUAGCAGCUCAUCCAAUAAACUAUCAUCAAUAUGUCGGGCGAGGCGUGGUUAUACCUCUUCGCGGUGCUGAUAAAUGCCGUCAACCUCUUCCUGCAGGUCUUCUUCACGAUUAUGUAUAGCGACCUGGAAUGCGACUACAUCAACCCUAUCGAUCUUUGCAACCGCCUGAACACGUACAUCAUCCCCGAGGCUGCUGUACAUGGAUUCCUCACCUUCCUAUUCCUGAUCAACGGGUACUGGUUGGCGCUGGUCCUCAACCUGCCUCUACUUGCAUGGAACAUUAAGAAAAUCGUUGACAACACCCAUCUCCUGGAUGCUACCGAGAUAUUCCGGAAGCUGAACGUGCACAAGAAGGAGUCCUUCGUCAAGCUCGGUUUUCAUCUGGUCAUGUUCUUCUUCUACCUGUACAGCAUGAUUGUCGCUCUGAUCAAGGACGAGACCCACUAGAAGACUAAGGACAUUCUCCGACCGAAUGUAGCCGCUGAGGACCACCUCA
Pseudomassariella vexata is the source of this 650-nucleotide messenger RNA. RefSeq names its product cornichon. Gene Ontology annotation, biological process: endoplasmic reticulum to Golgi vesicle-mediated transport. The record is from RefSeq and is a predicted model, not a curated record. NCBI's taxonomy places the organism in Eukaryota, Fungi, Ascomycota, Sordariomycetes, Amphisphaeriales, Pseudomassariaceae. Gene Ontology annotation, cellular component: endoplasmic reticulum membrane; COPII-coated ER to Golgi transport vesicle. The coding region runs from base 185 to 601 and encodes 138 amino acids. The transcript is spliced from 4 exons.